AUGGCUUCCGCGAAUAGCAAGCUCUUCAAGCCUAUAAAGAUUGGUGUCUCUGAACUGGAACACCGCAUCGUGAUGGCACCUCUCACCCGCUUUCGCGCUACCGACGAAUACGUUCCGACGAAUUUAAUGGCACAGUAUUACGCACAGCGCGCCGUCACGCCCGGUACGCUUAUACUCGGUGAGGCUGCGGUCAUUUCUCCUCGCGCUGGCGGCUACUCCAAUGUCCCUGGCCUCUGGACCGAUGAGCAGCUUGCCGGCUGGAAGGUUAUCACCGACGCAAUCCAUGCCAAGGGCUGUAAGAUUUGGGCGCAGCUCUGGGCAAUCGGCCGCCCUGCUUACCCCGACCCGGAUGGAUCUGGCGGAGCAGUUAAAAAUGACGACUUCGACUUCGAGAACGACUAUGUCAGCGCGAGCGACGUCCCCAUGGCCAAGGGCUUGCCUGCCCCUCGUCCCUUAAAGGAAGAGGAGAUAUACAGUUUCAUAAGCGAUUAUGCCUCAGCUGCCAAAGCUGCAAUUGAGAAGGGUGGCUUCGAUGCACACACUAACGGCGCACCCAGCUACCUCAUCGACCAAUUCACCCAAGACGUCUCCAACAAGCGCACAGACGCAUGGGGCGGGAGCAUCGAAAAGCGCUCCCGCUUCUGCAUCGAAGUUACCAAAGCGGUCGUGCAAGCCGUCGGCGCCGAGCGCGUCGGCAUCCGCCUCAGCCCCUGGAGCACCUUCCAAGGGAUGCGCAUGGCAGACCCAAUCCCGCAGUUCACAUACCUCAUAACCUCACUACGGAAACUCGACCUCGCCUUCCUCGAGCUCCUCGAACCCCGCGUCGCCGCGAUCAUCGACCGCGACCCGCACGACGACAGCCUCGCCUUCGCGCUCAAGGCGUGGGGACCCGACCGCCCCGUGCUGCUUUCCGGCGGCUUCAAGACGCCCGCGAGCGCGUACGACGCCGUCGACGCGACGUACAGGGAUUAUGAGGCGGCGGUCGUGUUUGGCCGCCUGUUUAUCUCGACGCCGGAUCUGGUCUUUAGGGUUAAGAAGCGCAUUGCCCUGACGCCGUAUGAUCGCUCCACGUUCUAUAAGCAGAAGUACAUGCUGCCUGAGCCCGGCUAUGUCGAUUAUCCGUAUUCGAGGGAGUUUGUCGAGGAGUUUGGCUUGCCUGCUGAGGCGUAG
Messenger RNA from Aplosporella prunicola CBS 121167, 1170 nucleotides. RefSeq lists its product as uncharacterized. The record is from RefSeq and is a predicted model, not a curated record. The transcript has 2 exons. Lineage: Eukaryota; Fungi; Ascomycota; Dothideomycetes; Botryosphaeriales; Aplosporellaceae. Gene Ontology annotation, molecular function: NADPH dehydrogenase activity; FMN binding. The coding region runs from base 1 to 1170 and encodes 389 amino acids.